Messenger RNA from Cuscuta epithymum, 2514 nucleotides. The record is from the annotation of a GenBank genome assembly. Lineage: Eukaryota; Viridiplantae; Streptophyta; Magnoliopsida; Solanales; Convolvulaceae.
GUUUGACUUUAUUUGAUAUGGAUUGCGACUGAAAAAAAGUCUAAAUGAAACAUCCUAAAAAGUUGUUUGAUGAUCUUUGUUUUCGAUUUAUCAACCUUAUGAUCUUUGUAAUUCACACGUUGAAUUACGUAAUAAUCAAAAUUAGUAAGAUUAAAGUUACUUUUCUAAUUGAGUUUGUUGAAGUUAUUAUGGAGGACUAUUUUCAUUAUUUUUUAUAUAAUAUUUCUUUAUUUUAAUUUUAACCUUUCUAUAAUUGAGCAUAUUUAGUCAAAUUCAAUCAUUUUAACAAAAAAUUAAUCAAUUUCACAUUUAUCUUAUUCAGUGGACAAACAAUUUUACCCUUCAAUUAUGAAAUGGGCACUAACAUAUUUUCAAAGAAGAAUGAAUAAAACUUUUCAAGACAACGAAAUGACAGGAAAAUCGACAAACCUCUUCAAUACUGGGUGGGUAGUGAUCUGCCCCUACCCUCUUAUUAGUCAAUCCGCAUUUAUUCUGCGCAGGUAAAUAUGUGAAGCAUCCUAGAGAAGGAAAGGAGGCGAUAAUCCUUUUCUGGGUGCUAAUAAGCUUGAUCAAAUCCCACUAAAAGUGCUUAACCAUUUCAUUCAGUGGGGUAUUCACACUAAAUUGGCCAGCUGUUCCUUUUACUGCUUUCGCCCCCACAGCUCCCUCCUUCCCUCUGUGGAACACCUCAUUUUUUUUUUUUUUUUUUUGAGUUAUGAUUUCUUACUUACCCUUUCUCAACCCCUCCAAAAAGCCCACUUCUUUCUUAGAAUUUCAUUUUCUUUUCUAGGGGUUUCUUAUGUUUCUUGCUGUGUCAAUUUCUACUGGGAGUUCUUGAGCAACUACAGUAGGUAUGAGGCAGUGGGUGUCCUGGAGGAGUUGGAAGCUUUAUUAUCUUAAUCUGUUUUUGCUUCUCUGUCUCCAUGACGCCUGCUGCAAUCCUGUGAGUAAUCUCAAGGGCUUUACAGAAAAAACUGAGGAAGGCCUUCUACCUCAGAUCACACCAAUUUCAUCUCCUGACGCUCAACCCCUCCUUCCUCUUCUAGCUCCUUCUCCACUGGCUCCAUUCUCAAAUAGCUCUGGCACCCCAAAACUGUCUGGAUCUUGUCCAUUAAACUUUGCUGCAAUGGAUAGCAUGAUAACCAUGACCUCAAUUGAUUGUCUCGCUCCAUUCGCAAAGUAUCUAGCAAACGUUAUCUGUUGCCCACAACUGGAAACCACUUUAACCAUUCUUGUAGGGCAAUAUAGUAAAAACAACAAAGAUACAAAACUUGCUUUAAACGGUACCCUUGCAGGGCAUUGCCUCUCUGAUUUCCAGAAGGUUCUAGAAGGUAAGGGGGCCAACGGUACACUAGAGAGAAUAUGCUCUAUUAACCCAUCAAUCCUCAGUGAAGGUUCUUGCCCAGUCAUUAACGUGCAAGAAUUUGAAUCAAUGGUGGACUCUUCAACCCUUCUUUCUUCUUGUGAGAAGAUUGAUCUUGUGAACGAGUGCUGUGAACAGGUUUGUCAAAGUGCUAUAUCAGAAGCUGCCGAAAAGCUUGCUGCAAAAGGUAAUGAUCUUUCAAUAGUUGACCAGUCAACUAGAGCCAAUGAUUGCAAACGCAUUGUGCUCCGUUGGUUGGCUAGUAAGCUUGACCCUACUGGUGCAAAAGACGUUCUUAGAGGGCUUUCUAGCUGCAAAAACAAUAGAGUGUGCCCUUUGGUUUUCCCAAACAUGAGCCGUAGCAUUAGGGCUUGUAAGAACAGGAUAAAUAACAAGACAACAUGCUGUAGAGCGAUGAGUCACUACGUUUCACACUUGCAAAAGCAGAGCUUUGUUACCAACUUGCAAGCUAUGGAUUGUGCUGAUUCACUUGGUAUGAAGUUACAGGAAGCCAAUGUUACACAAAAUGUUUACAAUCUCUGCGACAUCACCCUUAAGGAUUUUUCAGUUCAAGUUACACAAGAAGUUUCUGGGUGCCUGUUGCCAAGUUUGCCAUCAGAUGUCAUACUUGACCAAACAACAGGGAUUAGCUUUGUGUGUGAUUUAAAUGAUAAUAUUCCAGCUCCAUGGCCAUCUGUGUCGCAGCUGCAUGCUUCCUCGUGCAACAAAACUGUCAAAGUUCCUGCACUACCUGCUGCUGCAGAAUCUGGACAAACCUGUCUUUACACGUUAGACACGAGGUCUCGUCUGCUGGUGGCAAUAUUAAUGUUGAUUGUUCUGCUUCUGCCAUAAAGCUCAUGAGCGGAUCCUUCUGUUUUUUAACAACAAAGCAGUGAAAAUUCUGUUUUGAGAUGAUAUGCAAAGAAAAAUGAUGGAUGGUAGAAUCCCAUGUAAUUAUCACUUCAAAAUUGCAUUGUAUGUGUAAAGUAUAUUGAGAUAGCAUUAAGUUGUUUGUUACAAAUGUCAUAUGAGGACUGAGAUUGAAAAUAUUAUUGCAGAAGUUAGAUUCUCUGGAGUGGUAUUUCUGUUCUUCACCUUUCAUCAUCUUAGUUUGUGAAGUGGGAUUUUGAUCAAUGGAAAACCUUGCACAG